GUCACUUGUCCCUCUGAGAAGCAGUGGUGGCCAAUGGGAGUCACUUGCACUGCACCGUCCGUGUUGGUCGCUGGCGGUCCUCGUGACGCCGCACGCCGAGCGUGGCGCUGCUGGCGGGGGCUCGGACACCACGAUGACGGCCUACGCGGCGGGAAACAGCGUAUCGAAGGGAAACUUGAGGAAGACCUUGUUGGCGCUGCCGCGCAUCACCUUGUCCCACGCCUCGUUGGCGAACGGCAGCAGCUCUUCGUAGAUAACGGGCCAGAAGUCGUUGGCGAACUGCAGCGCCGCUCGAUCUGCGCACGU
Gryllus bimaculatus (two-spotted cricket) is the source of this 306-nucleotide messenger RNA. NCBI's taxonomy places the organism in Eukaryota, Metazoa, Arthropoda, Insecta, Orthoptera, Gryllidae. The record is from the annotation of a GenBank genome assembly.